UCAGUGUACCAAUCCAUAGUGCAGUGCUCGUGCCUACAGUGAGUUCAUGGAUACCCCGGGAUAUUAUUAGAACGUGUGCUAAAGGCGGCCCAACCAUGGCCGCCACGGCUCGCCGCGAGAUCGACACCGGCGAGGAGGACAUCGCCGCGAUCGCCAAACAAAUAUCUGACCAUGCCGAAGCUAUCUAUCAAACGUGGAAAGCGCGCGGUCUAGCGCCCACCGAAAUAUUGUCAUGUAGGCCCACGCCCGGCCUUAAACUGACGGAGAGUUUGCGAACAAAGCCAAAACCGGAACCGAAGCCCGAAAUAAAACAGCGGCCUGAAUUUCGUAGAGAACGCCCUGAAAUUCGUGAGCAACGGCCGGAUCUUCGGAGAGAUCAGAGACCUGAACUCAGAGAUAUUCACUCCGGAUCUGAGAGGGAAGCGAUGAAUCUGCCUCCCGAUUUAGUUCCAGAGCGUAAUGGCAGUGCUAAUCCCUCAAUUGGGAGACGGGACAACGCUGCUAUGCGGCUGGAAGUCGCACGCGAGGAGGAACGGCUCCUUAGGGCACUCCGAACAGGUGGAGUGGUUGCAGAGCGUCCAUCAGAAAGGCCUGAUGUAGUGCCUCCUAUAUCGCUAGUAGAUUACGCAAAGAGUCGGUAUCAAGAUCGACUAGAUACAGGCGCGCGGAAGCCAGUUGCCGGCGCGAGUGGUGAACGACGGGCUUCCCUCGGCUCCCAUGUGACGGAGGCGAGGUCGAAGUUCGAAGCUCGAGCGCGCCGGUCUUCCAGCGCUGGUGCAGCCGAAUCUGGCUCAGCCACCGGUCAGACGCCAGUUCGACCGUUCCUUACACGAGGCUCUGUAGCAGAGAGAGUUCUUAUGUUUGAGCGCUGUCCGAGUGAAGCGACAUUAGAACUUGCAAAGCGAAAGUCACCAGCUGCUACUACUUGGCGAGGACCCCACGACGUCAUCAAUAGAGCACAGAACUAUGCAGCAUCGACACCUCCAAAGCCUUCAUCAGCGCCGCCCCACACGACACUACAGAGAUCGGUCAGGGCGGCCGGCCCCUCCAGGGUUAUACCACGGUUCUACUUCCCCAAGGGCCGGCCGCCGCCCGCCCAUCAGCAGGACCACGCGCUACACAAAGUUCAGUCUGCCUUCGCUACAUUUCCAAAUAGUCAGGUCCCUCGGGAGAGUUUCAAACACAUAGUAAAAGCCUGCGAGUGCCCACUUUACUGGAAGAUGCCUUUGUUCCUUGCAACGCAGCAGAACCUCCACGCUCCGGUGGAUGGCCACAAAUUCAUAGACUUUUGGAGAGAAAUGAGUACAACCUGCCACGAUCAAGCUUCAAGAUUCGUGUACAUUUUAACGAGAGGCAAAAGCAAUACUCUCUCGCCAGAAGACUUCGUUCCUUUGGUCCAGGAUGUUGUGGAUACACAUCCUGGCCUCUCCUUCUUGAAGGAAGCCACGGAGUUCCACUCGAGAUAUGUUCAUACUGUGAUCGCCAGGAUAUUCUAUUGCGUGAACCGAUCGUGGUCUGGCAGGAUAUCGAUCCCAGAACUCAGAAGGUCCAACUUCCUACAAGUCAUUCAGCUUCUAGAGGAUGAAGAAGACAUCAACCAAGUUACACAAUAUUUUAGCUACGAGCACUUCUACGUCAUCUACUGCAAGUUCUGGGAGCUGGACAAAGAUCACGACCUCUUCAUCGACAAACACGACCUCGCCAGGCACAACGACCAUGCUCUCUCCAGUCGCAUGAUAGAGCGUGUCCUCUCUGGGUGUGUCACGCGUGGCAACCAGAACCGCCUGACGCCCCGCGGCGAGCCACGGAUGUCCUACACCGAGUUCGUGUGGUUCCUACUCGCUGAAGAGGACAAGAGCCAUCCUACAGCCAUCGAGUAUUGGUUCAGAUGUAUGGACCUUGACGGUGAUGGCUUCAUCUCUAUGUAUGAGCUGGAGUACUUCUACGAGGAGCAGAUGCAGAGGAUGGAGGCGAUAGGAAUCGAAACUCUUCCCUACAAUGAUUGUUUAUGUCAGAUGUUGGAUAUGGUCCAUCCAGCUCAGCAGGGCAAGAUCACGUUGACCGACUUAAAGAAAUGUAAGCUCACUCCGAUCUUCUUCGACACAUUCUUUAACCUGGAGAAGUACUUGGACCACGAGCAACGGGACCCUUUCGCUACUCAACGGGAUUCUGAUUCAGAGAUGUCCGAAUGGGAUCGCUUCGCAGCUGAAGAGUACGAAUUGCUCGUAGCAGAAGAGGGAGGCAGUGAUGCCCAGGACCAAAUCUCGUACGAUGAAACUGAUGACGACUGUCUGUCGCCGAAUAUUGACGACGUUCGCACUGAAGUUAUAGAUGAUUCAAGCGUGGAAGACUCGACCCUCAGCGACAGCAUCUCCAACCCUCGGGGGAAGGAGGCCGUGCGACCCUCGGGCUACGUCAACCUAAGCACAAUUUAUGCCCUGGGCGCUCCGGACCGAUGGGCCAAGACGAACGUCCCGGAAAGAAAGACAGAAAAACCCAUCCCACCAGAAAAACCGGUCAGUUUAAUGAUGAUGAACGGGAAGAUGGACAGGUUCAACAACUUAAACAAUAGUUUUCUCUACUCCCAAAUGUUAAAUCCGAGAGCGAAAGACCCGCCUUCUUACACCGCGGCCACCGGUGGCUCGGACAAAGAGGCGAAGAAUAUCGCGUCCCCGAAGAAAUCGCCCACGAGCCCGGUCAACGGAGUCAGCAAGAUCUCAGACAACUACGAACGAGCCGUCGCAGAGAGACUGAGUCCUCAACGGGAGAUCUGCAGACUGAACCGAAGCGUAUUCAGCAAAGUGAACACCGGCAUCGUGGCCAGCAAAGUGAAGAAAACCGGUUCGCGGAACGACGAAGAAGACGAAGAUUACGCGCGGGACAGUGACGAGUGCUCAAUAUAGAGUGAACCAAAGACUUGUACGUUAGAGAAUUUAGCGUAUCCCGAGGUACGUGCCUUGUUCGUUGGAUAUUAGGACGUAGAUUUAGACAUAGAACGGUGUGUUUUAACAUCGCGUUGUUAGGUCAAGUAUUAUUCUGUAUUCAAUUUAGUACGCAUACGAAUUCAUAAACGAACGUAGACAGUGUUAAUUUUAGUAGAAAAUUGUUUAAUUUACGGUCCCUCUUUGUAUAAGAUAGAAGUCGUUAAACUUCCUUUAAAAGGCUAAAAACAGAGCUUAGUAGCUAAACGAUUGCUGCAAAAACUAUUUUGUCCAGAAGGUAUAUGAAGAUUAGCAGCAGUAUUUUGAAAAUGUUUAUAUUAGAUUAAUUGGAAACUAAUGCAGAUCUCUUCCGAUGUCGCGCUAACUCAUAUCAAAGGUGUUGUCAUAUGUCAACUGUCACUGUGUGUAAACGUUAGCGUGACAUUGAAAGACCAUCUCAACUUGACUGUUUUGUUAAACUUCUUCUUUCGUCAAGCUCUAUCACACAAUAGUCAAUUGCCAGUGCCAAGUGUUAUCUGUCAAAUUUAAGUUUGCGUGACUUUGAGAGACACAUAUCUCUACUUGACUGUCUACGUUAGUAUAAGAAAAUAAAAAUCUCUGCUUUAAAAACGUCGGCCUCCACAAUCCGUCUCAAAUCAUUCAUAUCACAGCUCCAUCCAUAGCGGCAUAGAUUCCCAUCAAUCGCUUUAAGCAUACUAAAAUAUUAAUAAACACGCACAGAUGUGACUUAGAAUAGCAUAGGUAAAUAUUUUUAUAUCAAUUCCAAAGGACAAAUGAAAAUCUCGUAGAAAAAUUUCUUCAAAAUAAUGAAUAAUAUUAAUUAAUCUGAGUUAAAUUGGUUAACCAAUGAUUUACUUUUCAGAAUGGUUAUCUUAACUUUUAAAGAUAGUAUAACCAUACUUGUUUUACUUACAAGUUUACUGUUUUACCUUAAUGAUAAAUGUAAGCAAAGGGGCUUAAAUAUGCUAGGCAUUUUUUGAAAGGAUAAUAGGAGAAUAUUUCAAAUGUUUUAUUAUACACUGGUAAUGGGAUAAAACUAAAAAAAAAUACAUAGGGUUAUUUAGUUUUUGGAGUCACUUGAUACAUGGUUUUAAUAAAAACGAAACAAGUAUGUCGCAAAUAAGAACCUCAUAUUUUAAAUUCUUAAAAAAUAAUAUAAAUGUAGUUUUAAGAAGCACAGCUUUCCAAAAGUUUAUGAAAUUCUGAAUUCCUUAGCAAUCCGGAUAUAGAUCUUAUUCAAUUUAGUGACUUAUAUUAUCAAACUCAAGCAUUUAUAAUAAAAAAAACUUCUUUUUUUAAAUAAAAACAAAAUGUGGUUUCGGCUGUAUUGUUAAAACUAUUUUUAAGAUUUUUACACCCACAAAUGUUAAUGUUACUUUACAUACUAGAUCGCGCUGUGUGAAUUUCAAAAUGCAUUAUACAAUGAAACCGAAGCCGUGUGUUAUAAACAUUUUCAGUGCUUUGAAAGUUGCCCCAUAUUUAAAUCUCUUUAAAAUUAUAGUUUGUACAUUGCUUUGAACAUAACAAGCAGCUGUAUAUAUGCUUAAACAUCGCUAGUUUUAUAUUUUUAUCUAGUCUACAGGGUGCUUAACUGUUUGAUUGAAUAUUAACCAUAUAUUAAUUUGUAUUGGGAUCAAAAGCAAUGAAGGAACGAGUUGCAUUUGACUCAUUUUAUUUAGUUUUAUUUGAAGUAACAAGACGUUACUAUCUUUUUAUUUUUAUUUUUUUAGCAUGUAUAGAUAUUAUUAAUUUACAACUGUUACGGCCUUUUUAUAAAAGAUAGACUAAAGAGUACCGUGAUUACCACUCCUUUUACAUGGUGUCAAAAAAUUAAGGCAAGUUCUAAAAUACAUUAAAUCAUAAUCGUAAUUGACAGAUUUUAAUUUUAAUGUAAAGUACUAUUGUCAAUGGUCAAUGGUAUAUGUCAAAUGACAAUAGUAAUUGACAAUUUGGAAUAAGCAUAUUGUGUUUAUGUAUAUAUAUAUAUAUAUAUAUAUAUAUAUUUCUUAUUUACUGCUAUGGCCAAAGAAAUAUAUGUAUCGAACAUUGUCAUUAAGUUCUUGUAUUAGCAUUUUUAGUGAGUUUAGAUUUCACUAGCCGAUAAAAUUGUCACAAGUUUACGUUUAGUCUUGGCAGUAUGUCAAAUUUUGACAACUUAUUUUCAUAGAUUGCGUGAUAGACAAGUUUGCGCGGGAUGAUAGAAUAGUGAAUGAACAAAAUGAUUUUGCCCACACGCAGAUAUGACGCGCUCUCAGGUUGUAAUUAUAUAUUUGUUUUACCUGUAACUUAAAGUUGCAGUGACGAUCUUUACCAAUUAUUAACCAAAAAAACUUUUGUUCACAUUUUAACAAAUUUUAUAAAUAUGUUGGUUACUGAAGUUGACUUAGAAUGUAAGUUGUGUUGUAGUUUGUAUGUUUGUUUUUGUACGUUGUGCGAAACUACGCAUUUACUAAUAAAUUUGUGUGUGAAUUGUAGUUAUGUGGGAAAGUGUUUAUAAUUGUUACUAGGACAACCUAGGCCUAUAUUUGGUACUAGGACAACCCUUAUCUUCCAUUUUAAUAACCCCAAUUAUUUAGUGCCAUUAUAUCACUUUUGUAAAACAAAUGUAUCUUUAAAAUUCUCACUAAUUAAUGAAGCGUAAGAAUCACUUAAUAUGUAUUUUCACAAUCCCUUAGCAGAAAUACACAAAACCGAAACAACCCAGGCAUUUCCAACACUCUCUGUCUAUUUUAUAGCCUGAAUAUUUAUUCCGUUAAGUCUACAUGGAGUUUCAAUUACCAAAACAAUUCAAUUUACAUAUUUUUUAUGCUAAGGGUGAAGGAAAUUAUUGUAUUUUGACUUACAGUUAAUACAUUCAUGUUUAUCAAAUGUUAGAAAUUACAAAAUAACUGUUAUGUUUGUAUUUUGAAAAUAAGCAAUAAUUGAGGAUUAAAAUUAAUUCUAGGAAUGGAAAUGGGCUUGUUUUUCUUUAUUAAUUUCCUAUUAGUGAUAACUGAAGAAAUAAUGUAUAUUAAUUACCAUUUUUUAAAGUAUUGUUAACCGAUUUGUAUGGAUUGUCAGUAGUUAAGUCUAUGAUAAUUUAUUUAGUGUUGUUUUUCUAGACAUAAAGAAAUUUAUAUUCCUAUGUCAUAUUUUAAGUGCAAUUUUAGGUCUUGUCAAAAAUUUCAUUGCAAUUACAUGUGAAUAAAUUUGUUUGAAUUUUUUGAAAACGCUAGAAGUGAUUUAGUAUGUUAACAUAAAUAAUAGGCACUAUGGAAUGACAGAACUUAUAUUAAUAUAGUCAAAUAAGAAUAAUAAAACAUAACAGUUACAGUAAUGAAUUA
This is a messenger RNA of Pieris rapae (cabbage white), 6265 nucleotides long. Its product is annotated as serine/threonine-protein phosphatase 2A regulatory subunit B'' subunit beta. The transcript has 11 exons. NCBI's taxonomy places the organism in Eukaryota, Metazoa, Arthropoda, Insecta, Lepidoptera, Pieridae. Gene Ontology annotation, biological process: protein dephosphorylation. Gene Ontology annotation, cellular component: protein phosphatase type 2A complex. The coding region runs from base 96 to 2903 and encodes 935 amino acids. Gene Ontology annotation, molecular function: calcium ion binding; protein phosphatase regulator activity. The record is from RefSeq and is a predicted model, not a curated record.